Messenger RNA from Porites lobata, 1021 nucleotides. Lineage: Eukaryota; Metazoa; Cnidaria; Anthozoa; Scleractinia; Poritidae. The record is from the annotation of a GenBank genome assembly.
AUGGCUCUUCUUUUAAUUACUCAUCUUUACUUUCAGAAAUCUAUACUGAGUCAUGGUUUUCCAGGCAUUCCAGGGUCAAAUGGCAUGCCGGGAAUGCCGGGCGUGCCUGGGCCGCAGGGACCCCAGGGAAGAGAAGGUCCAAAAGGACAAAUUGGUGAUAAAGGAUCGCAAGGAGUGCAGGGUCCAAGAGGAGACAGAGGGCGCGAAGGGCCUCCCGGAAAGAGCGGACCGCCAGGAAUUAUUGGAACAAAAGGUGAAUCGGGGCUCGUGGGAAUGAAAGGAGAGCAAGGCAUUGUGGGAAAUCAAGGAAGAAAAGGAGACAAAGGAGAGAAAGGAGAAAGCGCUAAAGCGAGUCAAGCAAGUGUAGUACCACAAACCAACUGGAAACAAUGUGUGUGGAAAUCAUACUCCGAUACUGACAAAGGAAAGAUUAAGGUAAACAAGAAACGCACUAAAAGCUAAACACGAACUAUUUAUAAGUAUCACAGAUGAUGUUCAUAGGUGUAAAGAGGUCGAAAAUCCUUUUUCUGAGAUAAAGUUAAAGCACAACUAUGAUACCAACCUUAUUGCCUCAGCCUUCAUCCCCAUUCAACCUUUCUCCAGUUGGCAUUAAUUUUUGUGUUAUUUAGCAUUAUUAGAAUUUCAGACAUUUUAAUUUUUUUUUCAGGACUGUGCUUUUAACAAGUUGAAGUCGGAUACUGCGCUCAAAGUCUCAUUCCAGGGAGUCAUGAGGGUCGUAGGUAAUGGUAAGUGUAAUCGCUGGUAUUUCAAGUUCAAUGGAAACGAAUGCAAUGGACCAAUGACGAUUGAGGCAGUUGUUUACAACAGCUGGUCAUCAGGGAACCCUAAUCUGCAUCAUCAUCGGUCAUUUGAGGGGUACUGCGAAAACAUCUCACAAGGAGCGGUUAGAGUGGAACUGUGGUUAGGACAGUGUGGUAGUUCACCUUUGGGUGAUGCUUACACCGGGUGGAAUUCUGUUUCCCGGAUAAUGAUUGAAGAAGUGUCUAGGCCCCAGUCCUAA